Molecule: messenger RNA, 1360 nt
Organism: Salvelinus namaycush (lake trout)
Lineage: Eukaryota; Metazoa; Chordata; Actinopteri; Salmoniformes; Salmonidae
Product: keratin, type I cytoskeletal 13-like
Exons: 6
Coding region: 95-1360 (421 amino acids)
Molecular function (GO): structural molecule activity
Source: RefSeq, a predicted model, not a curated record
UUCCUUCCUCCACACUCCUGGAGGCUCCAGCUCUACAACAGUCCUCUCUUUUCUCUUCGCCACUCCACUGACCUACAGCAGCCAGCAAGUCAGCAUGUCUUACUACUCAUUCAAGAGCUCCAGCGGCGGCGGCGGCCCCAUGAACUUCUCCGGGGGCUCCAACAUCAUGUCAAGCCGGGUGGGCUACGUGUCCAGCGCCCCCAAGGCCUUCAGCGUGUACGGAGGUGGUUCUGGCGGUGGCACUCGCAUCUCCUCUUCCUCCGUCCGCUCAGUCUCCUCUGGGUACGGCGGCGGGGCCGGCUUCGGUGGUGGCUAUGGAUCCGGCGGUGGCGGCUAUGGAUCCGGCGGUGGCGGCUAUGGAUCCGGCGGUGGUGGUGGCUUCAACCUGUCCAGCGCCCUGGACGGCGGCGCCAUCCACCUGAACGAGAAGGCCACCAUGCAGAACCUGAACGACCGCCUGUCCACCUACCUGGAUAAGGUGCGCUCCCUGGAGGAGGCCAACUCCAAGUUGGAGAUUCAGAUCAGAGAGUAUUAUGAGAAGAAGGGCCCUGCCGCCGAGAGGGACUACAGCAAAUACUGGGCCAUCAUCAACGACCUGAAGGACAAGAUCAAUGAUGCCACAUGCAACAAUGCCAACAUCCUGCUGCAGAUUGACAACUCUAAACUGGCUGCUGAUGACUUCCAGACCAAGUUCGAGCAUGAGCUGAUGAUGCGCCAGUCGGUGGAGGCUGACAUCGCCAACCUGCGUCGCCUGCUGGACCAGACCACUCUGACCAAGGCCGACCUGGAGAUGCAGAUCGAGGGUCUGCAGGAUGAGCUGGCCUACCUCAAGAAGAACCACAUAGAGGAGCUGGCAGCCAUGCGUGCUCAACUCACUGGCACAGUGAACGUGGAGGUGGACGCAGCACCCCAGCAGGACAUGGCCAGGAUGAUGGAGGAGAUCCGCACCCAGUACGAGGGCAUCAUCGACAAACACCGCCGUGACCAGGAGGCAUGGUUCACAGACAAGUCAGCCAACCUGUCCAAGGAGGUGGCCACCAGCACAGAGAUCAUCCAGACCACCAAAACGGAGAUCAACGACCUGAGACGCACCAUGCAGGGCCUGGAGAUCGAGCUGCAGUCACAGCUCAGCAUGAAAGCAGCUAUGGAGAACACACUGAGAGAGACAGAUGGCCGCUACAGCGCCAUGCUCUCGGGCUACCAGAACCAGAUCGACAUGCUGGAACAGGAGCUAAACAGGGUGCGCCAGAGCAUCGAGACGCAGGGCCACGAUUACAAGAUGCUGCUGGACAUCAAGUCCCGUCUGGAGCAGGAGAUCGCCACCUACAGGGGACUCCUGGAAGGGGAGGAGUCCAGGUAA